Molecule: messenger RNA, 3539 nt
Organism: Sarcophilus harrisii (Tasmanian devil)
Lineage: Eukaryota; Metazoa; Chordata; Mammalia; Dasyuromorphia; Dasyuridae
Gene: MGAT5B
Product: alpha-1,6-mannosylglycoprotein 6-beta-N-acetylglucosaminyltransferase B
Exons: 18
Coding region: 761-3136 (791 amino acids)
Biological process (GO): protein N-linked glycosylation
Cellular component (GO): Golgi apparatus
Molecular function (GO): alpha-1,6-mannosylglycoprotein 6-beta-N-acetylglucosaminyltransferase activity
Source: RefSeq, a predicted model, not a curated record
GCUGGGCUUGGGGAGGGGGUAAGGAGGUGGGGGCAGCAGAGGCUUCGCAACCUCCCCAGGAGGACACAAUGCAGGCUAGGCUUAGCGCAGCGCCUGGGCCAGAUACCUAGGCGUGAGCGGAGCGGUAGCAUCAAGGGUACCCGGGACCAGACGAGCAACUGGAGCGAUGGGAGCAUCCAGACAGGCCCCAGAGAUGCGAGGAAGGAGCGCGCAUCGGGACACAAGGGGAGCCAGCCUCUAGCACGGGGGCAGAGCGGGGAAGGAGCCAAAGGUGGGCUGCCGUAGCUCCCGGGGACUGGCACCGAGGACCUGGUGCGGCUUCUGAAAUGCGGGAGCCCGGAGCGGGGAGACCGACAGCACUUUAGCACGGCCUCGGGGUCCUGUGUUGGAGUCCUUGAAGGGAGAAGCGUGGUCCUUAGGGACCCUGGGUGUGCCCAGCGCUUGUUAGCAAUACCCAGCUCCGCUCCAUCCCCCGCCAGGUCUCACCGCACCCCCAUCCUCGAUCCCCUUGCUCGGAUUUGCGUCUUCCCGAGUUGAGGCCGGCUCCCCACUCUGGGAGUCUAGGGAAGAGCGGGGCCUGCAGAGCCUGGUCCCCCACAGUGACCACGUGAUCCUUAGAACUUGAACUUGGGGGCGGCAGGUGGGAGCCGGGCUCGUUUCCUCUCGCUCUUCCACAUCCUGGAUCAGAACCUGGGACAGGAUCCCCACUCCCCUUGUGUGUGUGUGUCUCUCUGGCUCUUUUUGGAAGCAAGUUCGAACAAUGAUCACAAUCAAUUCCGAUGGGAAAAUAAUGGUCAGAAGAUGUCUGGUCACAUUGAGACCCUUUAGGCUGUUUGUUCUGGGAAUCGGUUUCUUCACACUCUGCUUCCUGAUGACAUCCCUGGGAGGCCAAUUCUCCGCCAGACGCUUGGGGGAUUCACCUUUUACUGUCCAUACUGAAGUUAUUGGUGCAUUGGAGUCCCGGGUUGUCCUACGCAAGAUGAGUGACCUAUUGGAGUUGAUGGUGAAGCGCAUGGAUACAAUGGUGCGUUUGGAGAAUGGCAGUGAAUUGCACAGGGGAGAUAAAGGACAUAUCAUAGAUAGGUUUCCACCAGGUGCCAAGUUGAUGGAGAAGAUCCAAGCCAUUGCCCAGAAUGUCUCUGACAUUGCCGUGAAGGUGGAUCAAAUCCUACGCAACAGUGUCAUACACAGCAAGGUGUCUGAAGGUCAACGGGAUCAAUGUGAGGUGCCCAAUGACCCCAAAUAUCCAGAUUGCUCUGCAAAGGUAGAGUGGAUGCAUGCUCGAUGGACUUCUGAUCCCUGUUAUGCCUUCUUUGGUGUGGAUGGCACUGAGUGCUCCUUCUUAAUUUACCUCAGUGAAGUAGAAUGGUUCUGUCCCCUAAUGUCUUGGAGGAAUCAAACAGCAAUGUUACCGGCCUCCAAGCCCCUCCCCGAAGUCCAGGCAUCUUUCAGGAGCAAUCUCUCCCACCUUUUGGAACUGAUUGGAAGUGGGAAGGAGUCAUUGAUCUUCAUGAAGAAGAGAAUCAAGCAAUUGGCAACUCACUGGGUUCUGGCAGCACAGCGCCUAGAAGCAAAGCUAAAGGGAGCUGGGAGAGACCAGAAACAGAUCCUCAUCCAUAUUGGUUUCUUGACAGAGGAAUCUGGGGAUGUGUUUAGCCCAAGAGUUCUGAAAGGAGGGCCCUUGGGUGAGAUGGUACAGUGGGCAGACAUCUUAGCUGUCCUUUUUGUCCUGGGCCAUAACCUGAAGAUCACUGUGUCCUUGAAAGAAUUGCAGAGUAACUUAGGGGUACCGCCAGGCCGGGGAAGCUGUCCACUCACCAUACCCCUGCCGUUUGACCUCAUCUACACUGACUAUCAUGGCUUGCAGCAAAUGAAACAGCACAUGGGACUGUCCUUCAAGAAAUACAGGUGUCGAUUCCGGGUGAUUGACACCUUUGGCACAGAACCUGCAUACAACCAUGAGGAAUAUGCUACUUUGCAUGGUUACCGGACCAACUGGGGUUAUUGGAACUUCAACCCAAAGCAGUUCAUGACGAUGUUCCCUCAUACACCCGACAACUCCUUCAUGGGCUUUGUGUCAGAGGAGCUCAACUCAACAGAGAAAGACCUUAUAAAGAACAACAAAGCCAGCAAUAUGGCUGUGGUAUAUGGCAAGGAAGCCAGCAUCUGGAAGAUGCAGGGCAAGGAGAAAUUUCUGGGCAUCUUGAACAAGUACAUGGAGAUUCAUGGCACUGUGUACUAUGAGACUCAGCGGCCACCAGAGGUACCUGCCUUUGUGAAGAACCAUGGCCUUCUGCCACAGCAGGAGUUCCAACAGCUAUUGCGAAAAGCUAAGCUCUUCAUAGGAUUUGGCUUCCCCUAUGAAGGUCCUGCUCCACUAGAGGCUAUUGCCAAUGGCUGCAUCUUCCUGCAGUCCCGCUUCAGCCCACCUCAUAGCUCCCUCAACCAUGAAUUCUUUCGAGGAAAACCUACUUCCCGAGAGGUGUUUUCUCAACACCCCUAUGCUGAGAACUUCAUUGGCAAGCCACAUGUGUGGACAGUUGACUACAACAACUCAGAAGAGUUUGAGGCUGCCAUCAAGGCCAUCAUGAAGAUUCAGGUGGACCCCUAUCUGCCCUAUGAAUACACAUGUGAAGGGAUGCUUGAGAGAAUCUAUGCUUAUAUCCAGCAUCAGGAUUUCUGCACAACCACAGAACCCUCCCCACUGAUGGGUCCACCCCAACCUGCUCGAGCCCCCACUUCCCUGGCACCCAACACUACACACCUGGUUUGGCCCCACAAUGCCAGCCUGGGUUCGGAAGCCUGGCCUCCUUUCCACUCAUUUCAGGGCUGGCUGGCAGAGACCGGGAGGACCUGCACAGAUGCCUGCUUGGACAGGGGCCUCAUAUGUGAACCUUCCUUCUUCCACUUCCUCAACACUCAGGAUGCUUUCCUGAAGUUGAAUGUCAGUUGUGAUCGAACUGAGUCAGAAAUGAAUCACCUGUACCCGGCUUUUGCCCAGCUAGGUCAAGAGUGCUACCUUCAGAAAGAGCCGAUACUCUAUAGCUGCGCUGGCUCCAACACCAAAUACCGCCGCCUCUGCCCAUGCCGAGACUUCCAGAAGGGACAAGUGGCCCUCUGCCAGCACUGUUUGUGAUAUCUAUGGGUUGAGCCAGGGGUAGGGGCUGCUAACGGCCUCCUUUGUGCCAACCUUCUUCUCUAUCCUCCUCUUCAUUUCCAUCCCCUGUCUCCCACCUUCACUGAGAACUGUCAGGAUAUGCUUGCUACCCUGCCCUAUUCCCAGGAGAAAGCACCAGCAGUUUUGGUUCUCCAUGACCCACCCUCCCUGACUCCAGGCUGGGACAUUCCUAGUGACAGUGAUGUGUCCUUCUCUGAGGCAGGAAAAUGGUAAGAGUAGAGUAGUAACAAACCUCCCUGGAGGAAAGGGGAAAAGGAUAUCUCAUCCCUUCAAUCUCGCUCUAGGCUUAGGAUUUGACCACUAAAAGGCCUAGAUUCUAGGGGAUUUAGCUGAGGGGAGAAGAUAUGGGUCAAAAAAAAAA